Messenger RNA from Anopheles merus, 868 nucleotides. Its product is annotated as coiled-coil-helix-coiled-coil-helix domain-containing protein 2-like. Gene Ontology annotation, cellular component: mitochondrion; nucleus. The coding region runs from base 78 to 566 and encodes 162 amino acids. Lineage: Eukaryota; Metazoa; Arthropoda; Insecta; Diptera; Culicidae. Gene Ontology annotation, biological process: mitochondrion organization. The record is from RefSeq and is a predicted model, not a curated record. The transcript has 2 exons.
GCUUUGAUUGAUUGAAUGUCACGUCGCGAAGAGUAGACGCUGUAAAAAAGCACACACACACACAGCAAAAUCUAAACAUGCCGCGUCGUGAUACACGUGCAAGAAUGGUUCCCCCGUCCCGUAAAACUACCGAUACCAAAUCCCAUCAUGGUACUGGCAAAAGUGCCAGUCCACCGUCCAGCGGCAGCAGCGCUGCCGAACCAACGAAACCGGCCCCGUCGGCCAUACCAGCAACACCCGCGGCACCAGGACUAUUCUCCCAAAUGGCAGCAACGGCCGGGGGAGUUGCGCUAGGAUCUGUGUUGGGCCGUGCACUGGGAGGGCUGUUUGAACGAACGGAGCCGAAGGAGCAAGGUGCGGAUGCACUAGAAAAGGAGAAACAAUCCGCCGUGGAGCAGGGGACUGCUGUUACGGAGAAGAGUGCUCCCCCGGACGUAUGCAGCUUGGAGAUUAAGCAAUUUCUUACGUGCGUCGACAGGGAGGCGGAUGUAAACAUUUGCGAAGGUUUCAAGGAAGCGAUGCAGCAGUGCAAGAACCGAGCUUCGGCGAAAAACUUUACUCUUUAGUCUUUGCUGAUAGAGGAUAAAAAUCAAAAUUAUUGAUAAUAGAUAUGAAAAGAUUUUAAAUCUCGCCAGACCGUAGUACCAGAAUUUCCCAAAAGGUGGCGCUUAUCGGAAUAUGUUGCAUACAACCUGCAUGCAAGCGGUUCCCUUCGGUAUGGUUUGAUGAUCGACGAUUUAAGAUAAAAAAUAAAAAUUACUCAAAUUGUUGUGAAAUUUUGAAUCAGAAAAAAUAUAUAUGAAGGUGUACACAUAUUCAGGUAAUUUGUGAACAUUGAACAAUAAAAGUUAAAUUUGCCUUAUUGUUA